Molecule: messenger RNA, 1485 nt
Organism: Plenodomus lingam JN3
Lineage: Eukaryota; Fungi; Ascomycota; Dothideomycetes; Pleosporales; Leptosphaeriaceae
Source: RefSeq, a predicted model, not a curated record
AUGCACCGUGUGGAUCGGCGCAGCGGGGUGUUGGUCGUGGUGAUGAAUUAUACGGGGGACGUGUUGAAUUUCGGUAUGGGGGUGGAGAAGGCGCGGGCGCAGGGGGUCCAGGUGGAGAUGGUGGUUGUGGGGGACGAUGUGGGUGUUGGAAGGGGGAAGGGGGGGAAAGUGGGCAGGAGGGGGAUCGCAGGGACGGUUUUUGUUGUUAAGAUUGCAGGGGCGUUGGCGGCGAGGGGAGCAACCCUCAAACAAGUCGCAGACGUCGCCCAACUCGUUGCCGACAACACCGUCUCCAUCGGCUCCUCGCUCUCCCACGUCCACGUCCCCGGGCGCCGCGAAACAGAAGCUGACGCGCUCAAAGACGGCGAGGUGGAAAUUGGCAUGGGCAUCCAUAACGAAGCCGGGUCUGAACGACGAACCACCGGCCUGCCCGGCCUCGUGCAAACCAUGCUAUCUCACUGCCUUGAUGCCACAGAUGCCGACCGCAGUUUCUCCACCAUCAAGGCGGGCGACGCGGUGGUACUGCUGGUGAACAAUCUCGGCGGGGUGAGCCCGUUGGAGUUGGGCGGCAUCACGAAUGAGGUGGUGGAGCAGCUGGAGCGCACGUUUGCGAUUAAGCCGGUGAGAAUUUUGGCGGGCACGUUCAUGACGAGUCUGAAUGGGCUGGGGUUCAGUAUUAGUUUGUUGAAGCUGGUCGAUGUUGGCGCGUUAGGCACCACGAUGCUGGAGCUGUUGGAUGCGCCGGCGGAGGCGAAUGGCUGGUCUGCACCAAUCAGCAGGGAAACAUGGGGAAGACGGGGGGAGGCUCAGGUCGAGGAGACAAAGGUGGAUGAUGAAGAGGUACUGCCGAGUAAGCUAAGGGUCGACUUUGGCUUCGCCAAGUCCACUCUGACAACGGCUCUGAACAGGCUGAUUGCAGCCGAGCCAGAGGUCACAAGGUACGACACAAUAGUGGGAGAUGGUGACUGUGGAAUUGGACUGAAGCGGGGCGCAGAAGCGAUUUUGAAGAUGCUUGAAACGGUAAAGGAGACGGACGAUCUGUUGAUUCUUGUCAAUCAUAUCAUUCAAGUCGUCGAAGUUGCCAUGGAUGGAACAUCGGGAGCCAUCUACGCCAUCUUCCUCAAUGCCCUUGCGCACGGCCUGCGACAAAAUGAGCCUUCAACGCCCCAGCCAGUGGAUUCCAAAAUCUGGGCAAAGGCUCUCGAUUCGUCACUCAGGGCGCUUGGCAAGUACACGCCUGCCAAACCAGGUGACCGCACGUUAAUGGACGCCUUGUAUCCCUUUGUUGAAACGCUGUCCAAGACUGAGGAUAUCGACAAGGCAGCCGCUGCGGCCGAUCAAGCCGCCAAGGGAACCCAGGGGAUGAAGGCGAGUCUUGGUCGUACGGUCUACGUUGGCGGAGAGGGCUUUCAAGAAGUUCCCGACCCAGGCGCGCACGGCCUUGCUGAGCUGCUACUGGGACUGAGCGAGGGUCUGAAGAAAUAA